Molecule: messenger RNA, 779 nt
Organism: Lemur catta (Ring-tailed lemur)
Lineage: Eukaryota; Metazoa; Chordata; Mammalia; Primates; Lemuridae
Gene: MED29
Product: mediator complex subunit 29
Exons: 4
Coding region: 118-720 (200 amino acids)
Biological process (GO): regulation of transcription by RNA polymerase II
Cellular component (GO): mediator complex
Molecular function (GO): transcription factor binding; transcription coregulator activity
Source: RefSeq, a predicted model, not a curated record
GCUGAAUUGUCUGGGAGGCGGGGCUAACUAGCAAACGAGGGACUAGAGAUGGAGACGCUAAAAAGAAACUGGGAGAGACGCACUUGUGACGCACUUCCGGCGCUCUAAGCGAGGAGGAUGGCUGCGCCCCAGCAGCAGGCUUCAACGGCUUCCUCGGCUGCUGGUGUAUCCGGUCCGGGUUCGGCUGGCGGUCCGGGUCCCCAGCAGCAGCCGCAACCGCCAGCACAACUGGUGGGCCCUGCCCAGAGCGGGCUUCUGCAGCAACAGCAACAGGACUUCGAUCCUGUGCAGCGCUAUAAGAUGCUCAUACCGCAGCUGAAGGAGAGUCUACAGACCUUGAUGAAGGUUGCAGCCCAGAACUUGAUUCAGAACACUAAUAUUGACAACGGACAAAAGAGCAGCGACGGACCCAUACAGCGCUUUGACAAGUGCCUGGAGGAGUUCUACGCGCUCUGUGACCAGCUGGAGCUCUGCCUGCGCUUGGCACACGAGUGCCUGUCGCAGAGUUGUGACAGCGCCAAGCAUUCUCCUACACUGGUGCCCACAGCCACCAAGCCAGACGCGGUGCAACCUGACAGCCUGCCCUACCCGCAGUACCUGGCGGUCAUCAAAGCCCAGAUUGCUUGUGCCAAGGACAUUCACACCGCCCUGCUGGACUGUGCUAACAAGGUCACAGGCAAGACACCUGCACCACCUACUGGGCCAGGGGGCACCCUCUGAAGUGGUGGGGCAGGCGGUGGUGGGGAGGGGCAAAGAGGGAAUGAAGAGCCUAAGCCAGC